This is a messenger RNA of Austrofundulus limnaeus, 328 nucleotides long. RefSeq names its product alpha-2-macroglobulin-like protein 1. Lineage: Eukaryota; Metazoa; Chordata; Actinopteri; Cyprinodontiformes; Rivulidae. The record is from RefSeq and is a predicted model, not a curated record.
GUCAAAGUGACUCCAUCUGCCUCCUUGAUGUUCACUCUCACUGCCAAGAUUAAUGACGAGAUUACGUUUUGUCUUUGUGCCGGCAAGAAAAAGAGCGUCCGCUGGAUUUUCACUCCUUCAGUUAUUGGGGAUGUGGACGUGGUUCUGACUGCUAAGGCUGUGCCUUCACAGACUCCUUGUUGCGAUCAACAGGUGCACGUGCCAGAAAAAGGCCACACUGUUGUGAAAAAACGAUCCCUUACAGUAAAGGCUGAGGGAACUGAGAUCAUAAAGACCCAAAGUUGGCUGCUCUGCCCAAAAGGACGCCUUUUGAGAAAGAAAUCCAGUG